AGCCAGGAUUGGAUAAAUGUUACUUGUAUUUCUCUGAUUGCAAACUCCCAGCAUCUGGGAUUUUCAGCUUUGAGUACAGUUUGUAUCCUGCUGAGAUUCAUCUUUUUGGGGAAAGCAAAGGUCAUCGCUUCUCCGGAGUUGCGACUGAUUUGAUUCUUUUUCUCGGGGAGGCGCUGGGAAGGGAAUCCUUAUUGGAAUGCAUAUUGAUAAAGGCUGAGGAUUCUGGCUUCUUAGAUAAGUAAUUUUUUUCUCUCUUCUCUCCCCACAAUGACUAUGUAUUGCAGCAACUCACUGGCUUUUUACCAAAUCAGGAGCUGCAGUAUUUUUCUUCCGAUGGAAUAAUUUCAGCCCACUUCAGCUAGCAUGACAAUCUUAUGUGAUUGUUAUGAGUAGGCGUUUACAUCCUUUUACAUGCUAAUACUGCCACACCUGCUAGUCCCCCUCAUUUCCAUUUCUCUUUUUUUUCUUUUUUUUUUUUUUUUUCAAUGUAAAAACUAAUUUCCCAGAGGAAGGGAAAUCCUGAGAUUCGUGAUCAAUGCUGCAUCGUUGAUUCAUCAACAAAGAAGGGGAUGGCUGAAUGGGACACAGGUAGAGAUUCAAGCAGGCUGCUUCUGACCAGCAAGAGAAAAGCUAGCUGUUGAGCAGCAUAUGUUGCCACUCCAUGUGCUGUAUUAGCUACUUGUUUUUAGCCUUCAGUAGGCUGCCACUACUGCAGCACUAAAGGAAUGUGCCCUAUUGUUAGAAAUCCUGACUGCUUUACACCAAUGAUUUGCCACUGCAAAGUUGCAUGCACCAACAACACUUUAUCGUUGAUGUUUGGAUGCAAGAAAUAUCGUUAUCAAGAUGAGGAUGCUCCGCACGAUCAUACUUUGCCUCGAUUAACCCACGAAGUGAGAGGCCCAGAACUUGUUCAUGUGUCAGAGAAGAACUUGUCUCAAAUAGAGAACGUCCAUGGAUAUGUCUUACAGUCACACAUUUCUCCUUUGAAGGCAAGCCCUGCCCCUAUAAUUGUCAACACAGACACCUUGGACACAAUCCCUUAUGUCAAUGGAACAGAAAUUGAAUAUGAAUUUGAAGAAAUUACUUUGGAGAGGGGGAAUUCUGGCUUGGGAUUCAGUAUUGCUGGAGGAACAGAUAACCCACACAUUGGGGAUGAUCCUGGGAUAUUCAUUACUAAGAUUAUACCAGGAGGAGCUGCAGCAGAGGAUGGAAGACUCAGGGUCAAUGAUUGCAUCUUGCGAGUGAAUGAGGUCGACGUGUCAGAAGUCUCACACAGCAAAGCCGUGGAGGCCCUAAAAGAGGCUGGCUCUAUAGUACGAUUGUACGUUCGUCGAAGGAGACCUAUUCUGGAGACCGUGGUAGAGAUCAAGUUGUUCAAAGGACCAAAAGGUCUGGGAUUCAGUAUUGCAGGAGGGGUUGGAAACCAGCACAUCCCUGGGGACAACAGCAUUUAUGUCACCAAGAUUAUUGAUGGAGGAGCUGCACAAAAAGAUGGGAGGUUGCAGGUUGGAGAUAGGCUUCUUAUGGUAAAUAAUUACAGUUUAGAAGAAGUUACCCAUGAAGAGGCAGUAGCGAUACUGAAGAACACAUCAGAUGUAGUGUAUCUGAAAGUUGGAAAGCCCACCACCAUUUACAUGACCGAUCCAUAUGGCCCACCAGAUAUUACUCACUCUUAUUCUCCACCAAUGGAAAAUCACAUACUCUCUUCUGGAAACAAUGGCACUUUAGAGUACAAGGCAUCCCUGGCCCCUAUCUCACCGGGAAGAUACUCACCCAUUCCAAAGCACAUGCUUGUGGAGGACGACUACACCAGGCCUCCUGAACCUGUUUACAGCACUGUGAACAAACUGUGUGAUAAACCACCUUCUCCUAGGCACUAUUCCCCUGUCGAGUGUGACAAAAGCUUCCUUCUUACAGCUCCCUAUCCCCACUACCACGUAGGCCUGCUCCCUGACUCUGACAUCACCAGUCACUCCCAGCACAGCACUGCAACGCGUCCACCCACAGUGAGCUUGCAGCGGACCAUUUCUGUGGAAGGAGAGCCUCGAAAAAUCAUCCUGCACAAGGGCUCCACAGGACUUGGUUUUAACAUUGUGGGAGGAGAAGAUGGGGAAGGCAUUUUCGUGUCUUUCAUCCUAGCAGGCGGGCCUGCCGAUCUCAGCGGAGAAUUGCAGAGAGGAGAUCAAAUUUUGUCUGUGAACGGUAUUGAUCUUCGAGGUGCUACCCACGAGCAGGCUGCAGCUGCGCUAAAAGGAGCCGGGCAGACGGUAACAAUCAUAGCACAAUACCAGCCGGAGGAGUACGCUCGGUUUGAGGCAAAAAUCCAUGACCUGCGUGAGCAGAUGAUGAAUCACAGCAUGAGUUCUGGGUCCGGCUCCCUGAGGACUAAUCAGAAGAGGUCACUGUAUGUCAGAGCCAUGUUUGACUAUGACAAGAGCAAAGACAGUGGCCUCCCAAGCCAAGGACUCAGUUUUAAGUAUGGAGACAUCCUUCACGUCAUCAAUGCCUCGGACGAUGAAUGGUGGCAGGCGAGGAGGGUCACUCCUGAGGGGGACAGUGAGGAGAUGGGAGUUAUACCCAGCAAGAGGAGAGUUGAAAGGAAGGAACGUGCACGUUUGAAGACAGUGAAAUUCAACGCAAAACCUGGUGUGAUUGAUGCAAAAGGGUCAUUCAAUGACAAGCGUAAAAAGAACUUCAUCUUUUCACGAAAAUUCCCAUUCUACAAGAGCAAGGAGCAGAGUGAGCAGGAAACAAGUGAUCCAGAACGAGGCCAAGAAGACUGCAUCCUUUCUUAUGAACCUGUCACACGACAGGAAAUUAAUUACACCAGGCCGGUUAUUAUUCUGGGUCCUAUGAAAGAUCGGAUCAACGAUGAUUUGAUAUCUGAAUUCCCUGAUAAGUUUGGGUCGUGCGUACCACAUACCACACGGCCAAAGCGUGACUAUGAAGUGGAUGGGAGAGAUUAUCAUUUUGUCAUUUCAAGAGAACAAAUGGAAAAAGAUAUCCAAGAGCACAAAUUUAUAGAAGCCGGGCAGUACAAUGAUAAUUUAUAUGGAACUAGUGUCCAGUCCGUGAGAUUCGUGGCAGAAAGGGGCAAGCACUGUAUACUUGAUGUGUCAGGAAAUGCUAUCAAACGACUACAAGUUGCACAACUCUAUCCCAUCGCUAUCUUCAUUAAGCCUAAAUCAUGGGAGCCUCUGAUGGAAAUGAAUAAACGUCUUACAGAGGAGCAAGCAAAGAAAACCUAUGAUCGAGCAAUUAAAUUAGAACAAGAAUUUGGAGAAUAUUUUACAGCUAUUGUCCAAGGAGAUAGCUUAGAAGAUAUAUAUAAUCAAUGCAAACUUGUAAUUGAAGAACAAUCUGGGCCUUUCAUCUGGAUUCCUUCAAAGGAAAAAUUAUAAAUUAGCCACUGCACCUCUGAUUAUGACGGGAGAAUAUUUAGAAGAAAACUAUAAUAUACUAUUUGGAGGCUUUCCUGUUUUUGUUGCAUUUAUGUUCUUUGCAGUCAAUGUGAAUUUUGAUGAAUGUACAACACAAAGUGUUUGAAGCCAUGAAGGACACUGAUGGGUCAAAGGGUAGGAACAAAAAGACUUCUACCAUAUAAAGCAAAUCUGUUGUGUGCUCAGACCACCAGUUGUAGGUAUAAACUUUUGACCUGGAGACCCUCUGUCAAGGGGAGCUAGCCACCUCCUGUGCCCACGCGGACAAUUUAAUCGAUUUCAAUGGCUGAGCUCAGUGUGUUGAUUGCUUUAAAGAGAAGUUCCCAGCUCUUGAACCUCAUAUAGGGCUUGAUCCUGCAAGGCGCUCAGCACUUGACCCCAAUUCCUACACGAGUAGCCUGUUGACUUGGAGUCACUUGUGAUCCUUCCCUAUGCUGUUCAGUCCCAUCUGUUCCAGUAGGACUACUCAUGUGCUCAAAGCUAAGCACGGGCUUAAACGUUUUGCUAGAUCAGGGCCUCAUGCACCUUGCAAAAUCAAGCUCAGAGUACUUGGUCCACUUCCUACUGAAGUCAUUGGUAGGACGCUCUUUGACUUGACUGGGAGGUGGAUCCUAUUCUAAGCUUGUCAUUGCACAUUUGUAGUUGGCACACCUCGACUUCGGUAACUAUGCACAUCUUUUGAUUUCUGAAACCAAGUCAAGCAUUUCUUUUUUCCCCUUUGGAAACACUAUUGCAUCAGGAACUAAUAACAAUAUAGUUUAUUUUAAUGGAGUUUGGGGGUGGGAGAGGAUGGAAGCAUUUCACAUCACACACAUGUGCACACAAACACAUUCCCAUGUGGACACACACACGUAUGAGGAUUCACAGCACCUAUGUAGACAAGGAGGGAUACAACUGGGAAAAGCUUUAAAAUUUUUGAUUGUCUAUUUUAUCAUUUAUAUUGAUAGAAGGCACUUAAAGAUGGAAUAAUUUAUAAAAAUAAAAAUAUAUUGAUGUAUAGAAACUAAUUUCUAUAGGUAAAAAUGUUUUUGUGAGAUAUUUUGUAAAGAUUAAUUAAUUGAAAGAUUAAAUAUUUACACCCUUGUGCGACUGUAAAAUGUAAAGAGGACCAUCAAGUUGCAUUAUCCCUUUUCCGUAACAGAUUCUCUAUUAUUAAUGACAAGCAAGAUAAUUCCUUAAAUUGUAGUUGUCAGCUUGUUUUUCUCUCAAUUAAAUCCUCUCCCUUGCCUCUAUUUAAUCAUGAUGAACUCCUGUGGAAAGAUCUCUUGAACUGGCUGCCCUGUAGGACCUUUUCUGAACACAAAAGGAUAAUGCAUCUUUAAACUGAAAUGGAUGAUUUUUCAGAAGCAAAAUGUCAGUGCUUGAAUGCAGUUAACAAUUUCUCUCUUAGAGGGAGUCACACUUCACCCCCAAAUGUUUCACGAUUCCUCCUGUUUCUUUAAAAGAAAUACCAAAAGCAUUUGAUCUUUCCCCUCUUUUUAGGCAGGUAGGUCCCCAACUUGUAUCUUCAUUCAUUUCACAGUCAACAAGGGUCUUAAAAGCAAAAACUGAGGCAAUGGACAUUUGUGAGGGAUUUGGGGAAAGUCUGUGGAAUUGCAGUUUGGGGUGCAUGGAAGGGGAGAGAGAGGUAUUUUUUUUCUCAUUUCACAUUGCCCUUCCUUUGUAUACUGAUGCCAUUCGUCACUCUGACACACAAGGGGACAAAUGCAAGAGAUAUUACGAUAGCAAACUGAAUUGCCUUUGCUGCUGCUGGACCAAGUUUUCUAUAAAACCCACGCUCUCCUGCCUGCUGCGCCGCAGGAGUCCAAUACUUAUUAGCUGGUGGCUACAGCAACCCUAAUGUUUAAGGACAUUUUAAGGGCAAAUGCUAAAUAGACUCCUCAGUUACUUGUCUAUUAGAAGCUUACAUUUCUACACCCUGUCAAGCUGACAGGUAUAUCCAGCCAACCUCUGCGGAGAGCACGACUAGCUGGAUGUUUGUAUUAUAGCCACCAGCGGUGACAGGGUUAAAAAUACGGGCAUUUUAGUGGCCCUGAGGUGGCCUCGCUUGCUGCCCUACUACAGUAACUUUGAGAAGUUCAUACUUCUUUUACUACUAUUUUCUUGCCUGGCCAGCGCAGAUGUAUAAACAAGGGUUUCAGUUAAGUCUCCAAAACAGCUUUGCAACCAGAAGGGCUAGAAACUUUUUUUUACAAAAUAUAAAUUACUUAAAGCUUUGAUUUUGGAUAAGUCUGCAGAAAUCCACAGAGUGACCCCAGAUCUUUGGAAGCAAUGGAUUCCUCCAUGCUGGCAAAGUACUAUUGCCCCAGGCUGGGAAAUAGCCCACCAGACCUGAAAAAUCAAGUAUCCUAAAGCAGGAACUUCAUUCUAAUCUUCAGCUCUGUUUUUAAGCAAUCAAUCACAUCUGCUUCUUUGUUUCUUAGUUCAGCAUGCAGCCUUUUAUGGUACUAUCCUACUAGUAACUGUUUUGCUUUGUCAUGUGCUGUGCUUUACGGUGAACAGUAACACUAUGGCUGAGUACAAUCAAUUUUUCCACCAGUCUUCGGUUACUGUAGUAACAUUAUUUAUUUUUCCCUGUCUGUUGUUUGUGCUUCCAGUUUAGAGUUGCCAUUGCACUUCUUUUUUUUUUUUUUAAAUAAAACAUAUAUUUAAAAACAAUUCAUCGAAAGAAGCAGUGAGAGGUCUUAUUUCCCUUAGGACUUGUACUCCCAUUCGUUUUGUGCGUUGAUGUUUUGCGUUUCAUGUUUCAGCAUCCUUAGAGCUGCAGUUCUUUUUUGCAUUGCAGCUGUUCAGAUCAUACUGGGUGGUAAUGGGAGGAGGAAGAGAAGCAUAAGAUUAAUGAAAAAUUACAUCUGGUGCAAAAAACCAAAAAACUCCAAACUCACAAUCCAUAGCAAUGGCACCUAAGACCAUAUUGGUGCUAACACAGCUUAGCGUAAUCAGAUUCCUUUUCUGUCCAUGUAAAAGACUUGAGAGCAUCUAAACGUGAGGCAAAUGCAAAUGCUGGACCCUUUAGGAAAAGUGCCAGAUCACACCCCUGGUGCUAUUUCUUAUGUUCUGGCACAGUGUGUAGCACCGUAGGGUCUAAGCAGAACCAAAAUGAUCACAGUUCUUUGUCCACCCAUGAAUGAUCACAAUGGUAUCUUGCUAGCUUUGUGCAGAUGUGCAAUAUUACAACCUAUUUAUUUCUCCUUGCCACAAAGCAUCUUCCAUGCACUGACUCAUUGAGAGCUUGCUAACAGGGCUCAGUGAAACGGCACUCUUUACUGGUCUUAUGGUCUGACCACUGACCAGUGAAGAAGCCUCUCUCUUGCUUAAUUCCCCCUUCCUGCUGUGCUGGUUUUGGCUGGGAUAGAGUUAAUUUUCGUCAGAGGUACCCUGUCCAUGCUAGCGCUUUGUAAUUUCUUUGGUAGUAAAGGUUGUUUCUAGAUAAAUAUUCUGUGGUGUAAUUGUGUUUGUAGCUAGCAUGGUUUGAUGCUCCAGCAUGGAUAGGGUCCUAGGAACCACCCUGUGAAAGUCAAGGAUAAGAAAUCUCUCCAUUGCACUGAAAUUUCAAAUCCUCAUCCUGGAGAGCAGUGUUGGACCUGAGCUAAUAACCACUACGAGCCAGAGACAGUGUCCUAGUUAUACAAUGUCCACCUACCUAUUUACAUUAGUUUUCUGUGGAGAAAUUGUUGGUGUUACACCUUCACUGUUACUUGCUCAUCAGCACUCAAAUUCUAUUUUUGCUUUGGUUUUCUUAUAUUUUAAUUUUUGUUUUUCAAAUUGUAUCCCUGACCAGAGGAUUCAGUGGGUGACAACACACAAGGAAAUUUGUAGGAAAAACAGUGUUAAUGAAAAAAGUCUCAAUCUUCUUUUUAAGCUGCAGAUUUAAAGCCAUAAUAUCUGCCGUGUUCACAGAAAGUGGUCUUUUAUCCUUCACAGCUUUUAGUCUCAACAUUUUUUCUCUUGAACAUUUUGUCUGCCAUGUUAUGCAUGCGGUUCACUGUGCAACUGCAUUCAUGUGCUCAAGCCCAUGCCUUGACGGAAUAAAUGUAUUUUCCUAUUCCAUUAAAAAUCAGACAUCUUGUCAAUUAGUUCAGAAGUAAGAAUGAGGUCAUCGAGUUAAAAAAAGGUUCCCAUUUUAGGGCACAAAUCAACAUCAAAGCUAACAGCAAAUAACAUCUAAAAUCUAUUCAGCGUAUAGCUAGCCUAGAUCCUUAGCUGGUGUAAAUCACAGUCAUGCCAUUGAUAUCAGUGGAGUCCACCCCAUUUACACCACCUGAAGUUACACUCUGUCCUCCCCGUUACACCAAUUUUUUAGGAUGACUGUAAAACACCAAGGCCACAUGAUAAAACAACAGCUCAGCACUUUCUAUCAUCAUUUAUUGCUUAUAUUACUGUAGCACCCAGAGGGCUAAGUCAUGGGCCAAGAUCCUUUGGAGGUAGGUGCUGUGAAAUUGCUGUACAAAAAGGCACCCCAUGGGCCAAAUGCAGUGGCCAGACUUUCAGAAGGCUUCAGCCCCACUGACAUCUCACCAAGAGCAAUAGGAACCACCACCCCGUUGGCCUUUUUGACACUCUGUCUUUAAGGUGAGGAGCAUGAGACGUGACCCAUCAUCCCUCACACCGCGUUAGCAGCUUACACCAUCUGGCCCAGACCUACAGCGCAGGCAACUUGCCGUGGUGUAAAACAGCAUUUCUGGGGAUGGGCAGCAGCCAGCAUCCUAGGCAAGAUCUU
Molecule: messenger RNA, 8160 nt
Organism: Phalacrocorax carbo (great cormorant)
Lineage: Eukaryota; Metazoa; Chordata; Aves; Suliformes; Phalacrocoracidae
Source: RefSeq, a predicted model, not a curated record